GCGGCGACCGCUCUGGGUCGAGGAGGCCGCUGCGCCGGUCGGGUCGGGUCAGUCGGGUCACGGGGUCACAGGGGUGGGGGCCCGGCGAAGGGGCGGUGUGCUUCGGCUGUGUAGGGAACGGGAGGGCCCCCGAGGAUUCCUGGAUAGGCGAGCAGCCAACCACCAGAGGUCAAGGUAUCAACAGCCUCACGGACACGGUCACCACUGCACCUGCCAGCAGCCAUGGCCCCCGUGCCGUCGUCGCAGCUAGGCGCGCAGCCCGCAGCGCCGUCUGCCCAGCCCGCAGCGCCGCCCUCACAGCCCGGGGAGGCUCCCGCCCAGCCCGGAGCGGCUCCCGCCCAGCCCGGGGCAGCGUCCGCGAUGUUCCCAGAGGGCGAGUGUGACCUGCAGAGUGCGGUCCGACCCUCUGAUCGGUUCGUCGUCACCGUCCAUACAGGAGACCGGCAGAAGGCCUGGUCGGGCGGUGCCAGCGAGUCGCACGUGUUCGCCCAGUUCCGGGACGCGGCCGGCCGGGACAGCCCGUUCUUCAGCCUGCCCUACCUGUCCAGCACUCGGCCGGGCAGCGUCGACUUCUACAUCCUGCCUCACGUGAGCGGUCUGGGGGCGAUCGCCACCCUGCUGCUGCGGCGCCGCGGCCGGCAGGACGGCGACGCCUGGCUGGUGGACGCCGUGGGCGUGACCGACCGCCGGCUGCGGCGGCGACACGUGUUCCCCGUGCACCGCUGGCUGGAGGCCGGCUUCCAGAUGCGGCUGGACGAGUUCGACUGCCGCCUGCCGCAGGACGUGCUGGACAGGGAGAUGGUCACCCAGCGCGCCAGGGAACUGGUCGACCGGCGGGCCCUCUACGAGUACGCCCAGAUCUUCAAGGAGGGGCCUGUGCAGCUCUAUUAUGAGGAUGAUGAUCUACCGUUCGAAGAGUGUCCAUCUUUCAUUGAACUGGAUGAGCUGACCGAUGAAAUCAACGAGAUGAUGGUGCUACAAAGCCCGACAUUCUGCACACACGAAAAGUGGUCCAGUUUCCUCGAACUGCAGAAGGCGUGCGCCAACACCCUUGGACUGCCAACGGCGGCCCUGCACUGGACCACGGAUAUAUGGUUCGGUCUGCAGCGGGUGCAGGGGGUCAACGCCAAGCUCAUCACCCUCUGCACCACCAUUCCGAGAAAUUUCGGCGUCUCGGCGAGCAUGGUGAACCCGUUCCUGGAAGGACUUACCCUGGGCGAGGCGCUCGCCGCCAACAGAAUCUUCAUCGUGGACCUGCACAUUCUGGAGGGGAUUCUGCCCGAGGAGCGAGUCCGGCCCACCGACUAUCUCAAACAGCUGUGCGCCCCGAUCGCCCUGUUCUACCUGAACAAGCAUAAUGUUCUGCUGCCCAUCGCCAUUCAGCUGUACCAGUAUUCCGGGAAACGGAACCCCGUAUUCCUUCCGAGCGACCCUGCCAACCUGUGGCUGCUGGCCAAGAUGUACUUCAACUGCUCGGAGGCGCAGCACCACACCGUGCUCACCCACAUGGGUCUGGGCCGGCUGCUAAUGGAGGGGGUGGCCGUGUGCACCCAGCGGAACCUCUCCCCCUCGCACCCGCUGCACCGGCUGCUGGCGCCCCACUUCCGACACCUGAUGAUCACCAACGCCGUCACGGUGGAGGAGCUGCUCGAGCCCGGCAUGUGGAUGUACGAGUUCAUGAUGCUGAAGGGCGCCGGAGUCCAGGAGCUCAUGAGACGAGGGAAGGCGAGCUGGCGUCUGGACCUGGACGGGGUGGUGCCGCGCCAGGUGGCGGCCCGCGGCGUGUCCGAGCCGUCCGUGCUGCCCCACUACCCGUACCGGGACGACGCCACCGCCCUGCACGCCGCCAUUGAGCGCUACGUGCGCGCCUGUCUGGAGCCGUACUACACGGACGAGACGCGGGUGGCCGGCGACUGGGAGCUGCUCCAGUGGAGGAGAGAGCUGGUCCGGCCCGCGCAGAAGGGAGGACUCGGCCUGCGCGGCGUGCCGGGAGACAUGGUGGCAGGGUUCACCACGCUGGAUCACGUGGUGGAGACGGCCACCGCCUUCAUCUCGACAGUGACCGUCGGCCACGCGGCGGCCACGCUCGGCCUGUACGAGGAGGCCGGCUUCGUGCCCGGCUACCCACUGAUGCUGCAUGGCCUGCCGCCGCGCUCCAAGGAGCAGACGCCCAGCACGGCGGAGCUGCUGGAGCGCCUGCCCGGCCGCUGCCACACCUGGUUCAUCAUGCUGCUGUGGAAGCUGUUCAGCAGCCCGCGCGCGCCGCGGCUGGCCGACCCGCGCCACCGCUGGCUGCUGGACCCCGCCAGCACCGAGGCGGCCGCCCGGCUACGGAAGGAGUUGGAAGAACUCUCUCGGAAAAUCGCCCGCAGGAACGCUACUGUACCGUUCCCGUACCAGUGGCUGGACCCGCGGCUGUCGCUGCCCAACUGUGUGCCCAGGGCUGUCGUCUCCAAAAAGGCCGACUACUGAGACAACCUCCAAACACCGGGACAGCCGAGAAGGCGCGACAGGUGUCACGACCUAUGACGCGAGAGCGAACUCGGCUAAAAGAUCUGCGCUACUGCCGACUGACGAGCGAGGUGUGUGCUGUGAAUAAGUCUGGUGUGAAGAGAGGUCUGUGAGCUGUGACUUGGAGUGGCUGUGAGAAGGCAGACCAAAGCGGAAUACCCAGCGCUCAUGUUACGGCGAUUCCCGGUCCAAUGACUCAUCACGAACUACAUCAUGGCUGAAAGGGGUGCCGGUGUCGUGACGAUGGUAUGGAGGCACUGACGUGACCCCUAUGCGCCCUCAUCAUGCUUUAAUUGAGAUCGCCGUCAUCGCUCAUCUUCCCUUCGUGGAUUUUUAAUACACCCCUCAGCCAGACA
Messenger RNA from Amphibalanus amphitrite, 2867 nucleotides. Its product is annotated as polyunsaturated fatty acid 5-lipoxygenase-like. Bases 223 to 2472 code for a protein of 749 amino acids. The transcript has 11 exons. The record is from RefSeq and is a predicted model, not a curated record. Gene Ontology annotation, biological process: lipid oxidation. NCBI's taxonomy places the organism in Eukaryota, Metazoa, Arthropoda, Thecostraca, Balanomorpha, Balanidae. Gene Ontology annotation, molecular function: metal ion binding; oxidoreductase activity, acting on single donors with incorporation of molecular oxygen, incorporation of two atoms of oxygen; protein binding.